Molecule: messenger RNA, 1719 nt
Organism: Chaetomium strumarium
Lineage: Eukaryota; Fungi; Ascomycota; Sordariomycetes; Sordariales; Chaetomiaceae
Exons: 7
Coding region: 1-1389 (462 amino acids)
Source: RefSeq, a predicted model, not a curated record
AUGAGCUCGGCGGACGUCGGCAUCAUGGGCGCGGCCCCGCCGCCCGACGGCAUAACGCCGAACUUCGAGAACCCGGAAUGGAUCGGCUACCGGCUCAUCAUUGUCUCUACCGUGUUUCCUGCGGUUGCGCUGUGUUUCCUCCUGCCGCGUCUGUAUUCGGCGGCAUUCAUCAUUCGGAAAUGGCACCCCGACGACUAUUUGAUAUGUGUGGGCUUUGCAUUCGCUCUGGCAAACUCCAUCAUCUGUAUCACGCAGUCCACCAUGGGCAUGGGUUACCAUAUUUAUGAUGUGUCUUUCGAGAAUUUCAAAGCAACUAUGAAACUUGGCAUGAUAGGCGGCGCCAUGACAUACAAUCUCUGCACUCUCUUCGUCAAGCUGUCCAUCCUCUCCUUCUACCUGCGCUUCUCGAUCGACAGGGCUUUCCGCAUGGCCGUCUACGUCGUCAUGUUCAUCGCCGUGGGCUACACCGUGCCCAACGCCCUGCUGUUCGCCUGGAUCUGCAAGCCCGUGGCCUUCUACUGGGACGGGUCGAUCGCUGGAGGCACAUGCAUCAACCAACAGGCCGUCUUUGACUCGGCCAACAUCUUGAACAUGUCGACGGAUUUCUUGAUCCUGCUGCUUCCCAUCUGGAUGCUCAAACCGCUGCGCGCGCCACUGCUCAAGAAGAUUGGCAUCUCCCUCGUGCUCAUGGCCGGAGGCUUCGUCUGCGGCGUAAGCACCAUGCGCAUGGUGACGGCCAAGACCGGCGCCAACAACCCUGACAUAACUUGGCACUACCCGGUGAACCUAAUCUGGUGCCUGGUCGAAGAGUACAUCGGCAUAGUCUGCGCCUGCCUGCCUUGUCUCAAAGCCUUCUCCAAGCGCUUCUUCCCCAACCUCUUUCUCUUCGACCCAGCCUUCGAACGGCGUGUCAACGAAUCCUUCCCCUUCUCAUCCUUCCGCCUCAACACCAUCACCGCCACCAACAACGGUAACAACAACAACAACGGCGACGACAACAGCAACAACAACAACAGCAAUGACGUGGGCGGGCGCCGGGCAUGGUGGCGCAUGCGGAGAUCUCCCGGAGGGUCCGGGUCCGGGAGUGGGACGCUGGGGGGAGGCGGUUCGGGUUCGGCGGUGGCCGUUGUCGGUGUUGUGGGUGAUCCACAAAAGGAGAAAGAGCCGGGUACGGAAAGGGAUGGUGGUGGUGGUGGUAGUAGGAGUAGUAGUAGUAGUAGUAGUAGUAGUAGUAGUAGUAGUAGUAGUAGUAGUAGUAGUAGUGGCGGCGAUGUGGAAGCGCAAGAGGGAGGUCGGGAUAGGAUAGAGAGUGGUAGUGGGGUCGGGAGUUCGCUGGGCGAUAGUACCAAGACGCUGGCGGAAGUUGGGGUGGAGGAGAAGGGUAAUUGAGGAGGGAUGUAAGGCAACUUGGAGCUUGAUUCAUGAGGGCUGAGGCUCUGGGCUGGUACGGGCGGUUGGGUGGGUUAUAAUUAUCUUGGAAUUGGUGUAUUUGGUCGGGUUCUGGAUGGCAAGCAAAUGGCACCACGGAAAGGUACAGACAGUUAUGGGCGGAUAUUGGGAGGAUUAUAAUGAUGGCCAUCUAGCUUAUUCCUUGGGCGGGGAUACCACAAAUCGACUUGUUAGCCAGUUGUCCAGAUCCCGUUCGGCAUGACGCAGUUUCCGCAAGGAGGAGAGUCCUGCAGGUCUCGGAUCUGUAAAUCAGGGUGAUAUUGCCAACAA